Cavenderia fasciculata is the source of this 504-nucleotide messenger RNA. RefSeq lists its product as uncharacterized. Bases 1 to 504 code for a protein of 167 amino acids. Gene Ontology annotation, biological process: negative regulation of protein kinase activity. The record is from RefSeq and is a predicted model, not a curated record. The transcript is spliced from 5 exons. Gene Ontology annotation, molecular function: protein kinase inhibitor activity; double-stranded RNA binding; protein kinase binding. Gene Ontology annotation, cellular component: nucleolus. Lineage: Eukaryota; Evosea; Eumycetozoa; Acytosteliales; Cavenderiaceae.
AUGAUUAGUAUAUGCCUUGAAUUGUGUUUGGAAUUUAUCGGUCUAGUUGAAUCAGGUGAGUUUUAUGUACUCUCUAUUGGUGGAAUGUCGUCGUCAUCAACAUCAUCAGAACAACAAGAAGAUUUAAACCCUACAUCUAGCAAGAUUACAGUGUUUAAUGUGUCUGGGUCGACUGCUGGUAGCAGCAGUGGAGACUUUCAUAUAUACAGAACGCAACGAAGAAAGGAAAUAGAUAGACUUGAAACAAUGGAAAAAGAAAGUCAAUUGGAUCAAGAAAAUAGAGAGUUUUUAACUAGAAGAGAAGAAACAAAAAAAGUAGAGGAACAAAAGGUUAAAAGAAAGGCAGAACAAAGAAAGAAGAAAAAACAAAAUAGAACUCAUGCUCAAAUAAGAAAGAAAUUAAACGAACAAUUGGAAGCAACAACAAUAACAACAACAACAACAAAAAAUAAUGAAAACGAUGACGAUGAUGAAGAUGAAAAGGAAAAUAAGAAAGACGAUUAA